AUGAAUUUGAAGUGUAAACCGAGUAUCAAUAUCCCUGUUGUACCUGAUGUGCCUGAUGUGCCUGAUGUGCCUGAUGUAUCUGAUAUGCUUGAAGUGACUGAAGCAUCUAAAUUUCUAGUCGAUUGGAAACGAAAGAGCCACGGCACUCACCGUACUGUGUCCGAAAGCAGCACAGAUUUCCCCCAAACUGAUAUCACUCGAAUGCCGUCUAUUAACUCCACAGUAUCGUCGCCAUCAAGUUAUAGUAUCGACUGGCAAUCCGACAAACGAACCUGGUCCUUUAAAGACGAUUAUGUUUCCUUUCCAAGUCUCGAGCCAGAACCUGUUCCUUGCUCAUCUUAA
Molecule: messenger RNA, 342 nt
Organism: Phycomyces blakesleeanus NRRL 1555(-)
Lineage: Eukaryota; Fungi; Mucoromycota; Mucoromycetes; Mucorales; Phycomycetaceae
Exons: 3
Coding region: 1-342 (113 amino acids)
Source: RefSeq, a predicted model, not a curated record